Molecule: messenger RNA, 1030 nt
Organism: Aspergillus wentii DTO 134E9
Lineage: Eukaryota; Fungi; Ascomycota; Eurotiomycetes; Eurotiales; Aspergillaceae
Gene: cdc31
Product: putative cell division control protein Cdc31
Exons: 2
Coding region: 219-983 (254 amino acids)
Biological process (GO): spindle pole body duplication
Cellular component (GO): half bridge of spindle pole body; mitotic spindle pole body
Molecular function (GO): microtubule binding; calcium ion binding
Source: RefSeq, a predicted model, not a curated record
CUCUCCGCAGACUCAAGACAAAGACAAGCUCGAAUUCUCCCUCACCCCCACUUAGAGUUCAUUCCAUCUCUUUGAAAAGGACUUGCAUCCUUUCUUUUGAUCUGAUCUAUCUUAUUCUUUUCUCCACUUGUUUCUCUUCCCAUCACCCCUCCCCCUUCUCCCCGCCCGGUGUCUUCACCGGCUCUUCCUCGCCUGCGGGAUUCCUUUGCAACCCAACGAUGGCUUCGUCCGCUCAUCAACCAUUCGGGUCCCGGUCAUAUGCUGGAGGCAAGCUGCCAGACCGAUCGAUCAAUGCAAACGCGAUUCCCUUCAGUGCAUCGACAUUCUCACGUCGGGGCCUAGGAGCAACAGGAGCAGGCGAUUUUGGGCCAGAAGGCUCCAAGUCAACACAACAAGCACCUCCUCCUCCAGUACAUUCGCAGGCACACGGCCCAUCGCAGGACGCGAAUCCCUUAAGUCGCUUGACAGAGGAGCAGCGGGAAGAAAUCAACGAAGCGUUCACGCUUUUCGAUCUCGACCGUGACCGACACCUUGACUACCAUGAACUUCGCGUCGCCUUCCGCGCCCUUGGAUUCACCCUCGCAAAGCAAGAACUGAUCUCUCUCUUGACUACCUACGGCGUGCCGCGGCCCCAAGUGCAGCAACAAGCGCAACAAGCCCAGCACCAGCAACCCUCCAAGGCCGCCCCGGCCAGCAACCCUCAACACCCGUCUAACUUGCUCAUGCCGCUCUCUGCAUUCCAGGCCGUCACCGCACUCAAGAUCCUCGAGCGAGACCCACGCGAUGAGAUUCUCCGUGCCUUUGAGCUCUUCGACGAAGGUCAGAAGGGUUACAUCGACCUUGAAGAUUUACGGCGGGUCGCGAGAGAACUUGGCGAGACCGGUCUAGAAGAAGAGGAACUCCGAGCUAUGAUUGAGGAGUUCGACCUUGAGGGUGUCGGUGGUGUUACUCGGGAAGCGUUUGUUAGCAUUUGCUGGCAAUAAUUGGGGCUUCCUGGAAACUUUUCUUUUCUGUUUUUUUUUUUUUUUUU